UCCCUUAGGUAAGGGUUUAUUGAUAUUGUUUGCUUCUUUUGAAAAAUGCACUUCCAGUUCUUGCACAUGCACACUGGGCAUUCUGGCACACGGGCAGUGUGUUUAGAGGUGUCGCUUAGCAACGAUCAUUCUGGGAUGAAAGAUUCCAAACCGUUGAGCUUCCCAGCUGGGAGGUUGCGGCGGGACGGCUCUGGCUUACCUGUAGAGCUUGUGUUGGGUUUAGGGGACUGUGAAGAGCUGAGGGGGAGGUGAGGUGUGUUUGGAGCCCAUAGGCUCUGCGAUGAAGAAGAUUUUUGGCUACAGGAGUGAGAAGGGCAAGUCGCCCUUAGACUCCUCCAUCGGCCUGGGGAGAAACAGAGGUCAUCGUAGAACCAGCUUCCAGCCCGGGUACCACAUCCGAGACAGGGACCUCAAAAAGAUCCACAAAGCUGCCAGCGUAGGCAAUGUAGCCAAAGUGAAGCAGAUUCUGUGGCUCGGAAAGAAUGGCCUGAACGACAGGGACAAGAAGAACAGGACUGCGCUCCACUUGGCCUGUGCCAAUGGCCAUUCAGAGGUGGUAGCUCUCCUCCUGGAGAGAAAAUGCCAGCUUAACCUCUGUGACAGUGAAUACAAGACCGCGCUGAUGAAGGCCAUAGAAUGUCAAGAAGAGGAGUGUGCGACUCUUCUGCUGGAGCAUGGUGCCGACCCAAAUGUCACGGAUGUCGAUGGCAACACCGCUCUCCACUAUGCUGUCUUUUGCCAGAAUGUAUCGCUCGCAGCAAAGCUGCUUUCCUAUAAUGCCAAUAUAGAAGCCAGGAACGAGGAUGACCUUACACCACUCUUACUUGGCAUAAGUGAAAGGAAACAGCAAAUGGUGGAAUUUUUAGUAAAAAAAGAAGCAGAUAUACAUGCGGUUGAUAAUAUGAAAAGCAUUUGCGAACUGAUCUCUGAAUAUAAAGAAAAGAGGCCUAAAACUACUCCCGAAAACAGCAACCCAGCGGCUAAGAGUUCUGAAGAAGACUCUUUAAGCAGGUUUUCCAACAAACCUGGUGUGGAUUCACGGCCUACAUCAGAUGAUGACGUCUUAGGUUCUGAAAUCAAGAAGGAACCAAAACCAAAGUUAGCAAAGCUAAUGAAGGCUUUUCAGCAAUCCAAGAGAAACCAAGCAGAAUGUGGCAUUGUGAGACGAGAGAGUGCCACCCUCUCUGAGAACAAUAAUUCUGAUAGUGAAAUUGAAGAUGUGGUUGAAACCCUUCCCAAACCAUCACCUGGAGUCCAGGGCUUCUCUCAUCCUGCCUUCCCAAGGCCUGAUCCUCUUCCAAAAUCACUCAAGACUCUAGCAGGCCUUGGUCUUGCAAAGCGUCCGUUGGCAUCCCAAUCAAUGACCAAAAACCAAUUGGCACCCACAGAACUCGGACAGAAGACCGUAGCAGAUAAAGAAAAGAUGAAAAAUGCAGCGGUGUUUCUUGUAGGGAAUUCCAUGCCCCAUCACCCGUGCCAGUCCCCGCUGCCAGGAAACAGAGGAAGCAAAGAAGAUUUUUCAGAUUGGGAUUCGACUAGUUUGAGCCUCAAUAGUGAGACUUGUCAAAGAGCCAGGCAUUUGAAAGGUGAUGAUCAGCGUCUGUUGGCGUUCCAAUCAGUGACCAAAAAUCAAUCGGCACCCACAGAACUCGGACAGAAGACUGUAACAGAUAAAGAAAAGAUGAAAAAUGCAGCAGUGUUUCUGGUAGGGAAUUCCAUGCCCCAUCACCCGUGCCAGUCCCCGCUGCCAGGAAACAGAGGAAGCAAAGAAGAUUUGUCAGGAGAACUAGACUUGGAAGUGAUAUUGGAGGGAGAACAAGAAAAACCUGAUGGAGAUGAAAAUAACCAUACACAGGUUGAAGAAGAAAAGAAGCACAAAGAUGCUGCUGAUGAGAGUCGACUGAUUCAGCAGAGAAAGAGUGGAGGAAAUAACAAGCAGACGUUUCCUGCUAUGGAGAAUAAAGGUUCUGAUAGUAGCGAUCCUGGUGUGCACAGGAAGGGAGUAAAGAAAAAGCACGCUGACAAAAGGACACCGGAAGGACGUGUGAUUGCACCGAUAUUUGAAAAGACCAAUUCACUGACUGGUGGCCUGCUGCACGUGAAUGGUGACAGCAUUUUAAGGGAAGUGGAUCAGGGUGAUGGCAGGCCUGCAAGGAAAACAGCAUAUGAAAAGAAGAAGGUUUCUGAUAGUGGGAGAAAAGCAAAAGGUCUGUUGCGCAAAAACCACAUGCAGGAUGAAAUUGCCCUGCCAAGACUAGAAAUAGACACAGUGAACAAUCAGAACCAGGAAAAAGAAAAGAAAUGUUUUGAGGGUAUUGAAAUUGUAAAAGGAGAGAAUGAUUAUCCUCAAGAGGCAAUAAAAUUGAACAAGGAAAUGUUGACAAAGGCCAUAUUCCAGCAUACUGGCCAGCUUAAGGUUCCAAUAGCUGAAAAUACAAUGCUAAACCCUGAGCUGGAAAAUGCAAAACAAAGCAAACAAAGACUGGAAACAGAAGUGGAAUCCUACUGUUCUAGACUGGCUCCUGCCACACACGAUCAUGAUCAAGGUCAGACAUCACAAAGAGACCUGGAACUUGCCUCCCAGAAAGCAAAAGAUAAGAGGUUACGCUUACAGGACCAAAUGAAGUUCUAUAUGGCUAACCUGAAAAGUGACAAUGAGAUGCUUUCCCAGCAACUUUCUAAAGUGAAAAAUAAAUUCGAUCAGCUAAAAAUCAAGCUGCAUCAGACGACAGAUGAUCUCAGAGAAAAGACUUUGAUGUUAGAACGUGUCCAGAGAGACUUAUGCCAAGCACAGUGUCAAAAGCAGGUUAUUGAACACAUGUUCAAUGAACAAUGCAAAGUGAAUGAAUACCUUGGAAAGCAGGAAUCCUUAGAGGAAAGAUUAUCUCAACUCCAGAGUGAAAACACGUUGCUCCGACAGCAACUGGAUGAUGCACAAAACAGAGCCAACAGUAAUGAGAAGAUAGUUAUUAGCAUCCGAGACCAGUUUCAGCAGAUUUUGAGAAAACUUCAGGCUGAACGUGAGAAACAAGGUCUGAUGCUGGAGGAAAGAAACAAGGAGUUAAUCAACAGAUGGAAGCAUGUACAAGAGAGAAUGCGUCAGUAUGAAAAUGAGAAAGCAGAAGGAGAAGCACUUGUGAGACACCUUCAACAAGAACUGUCUGACACCUUCAAAAAGCAGUCUGAGUUGGCGGAAUCCCUGGACGUCAUGUCAUAUCACCGUGCCAAGUUAGAAGUUGAGGCACAGGAUUUAAAGAGCAACUUACAUCAACUCACAAGUCAGUUGCAAGAAACACAGGAUCAACGUACAGAGGCCGUGAGAUGUGCUGAAAAAACACAGGAUCACAUCCAAAAGCUUAAAAUGGAAAAUACCGAGUUACAAACUACAGUCAAAAAGCAAGUGGGCAGAAUCAAACAGCUUCAGGGAAAGCUGUUAAGCAUAAGAUUGACUGAUGAUCUUCCAGCAAAGCUGGAAACUGUAUGUUCAACAUGUCUGCACAUGAAUGCAAAAAUUCAAGUUCUUCAAGAGGAGUUCUUAUCUAUGAAAGAAAUGCAAAAGAGAUGUGAAAAACUAGAGAAGAAUAAAAAGAAGUUGGAGCAAGAAGUAGUGAACCUCAAAAGUCAUAUUGAACUGAAUAUGAUAGAACACAGUCAAGUAGAGCACUAUAAACAGGAGGUUGAAGAAAGAGUGAGACAAGAUCUCAUAGAGAAAUUAAGAGAAGUCAACAUGGUUUUACAGGUUAAUCUGUUGAUUUGUCAUAUCCUUGAAUUCGCCUCACUGUGA
Molecule: messenger RNA, 3784 nt
Organism: Bubalus bubalis (water buffalo)
Lineage: Eukaryota; Metazoa; Chordata; Mammalia; Artiodactyla; Bovidae
Product: ankyrin repeat domain-containing protein 26
Exons: 20
Coding region: 281-3784 (1167 amino acids)
Molecular function (GO): protein binding
Source: RefSeq, a predicted model, not a curated record